Mucor mucedo is the source of this 1010-nucleotide messenger RNA. RefSeq names its product mediator complex, subunit Med20. The record is from RefSeq and is a predicted model, not a curated record. Lineage: Eukaryota; Fungi; Mucoromycota; Mucoromycetes; Mucorales; Mucoraceae. The transcript is spliced from 3 exons. Gene Ontology annotation, molecular function: transcription coactivator activity. The coding region runs from base 367 to 981 and encodes 204 amino acids. Gene Ontology annotation, biological process: regulation of transcription by RNA polymerase II. Gene Ontology annotation, cellular component: mediator complex.
CAUUGAGUGGCUUAAUCAAAUCCGGUUAAACCAAUUCCCGAAAAUUACAACAUUUUUUUUUUACAACAUUUUUCCCCACCCUCUUGAAAACAGUACAAAAUGGGAAUCGUACAAUGUAAUCCCGCACCCUCUCCUAUUGCCUCAAACACGUAGAGGACACUUUCUUUAAUUUCAUGCGUGAUCCCCCACCCUACCAUGGUUUUCUUAUUUAAAAAGAAAAGAAAAGGACAGAGCUAAGCCACAUUUACGCUCACGUCUGUGCGUGCUUGAGUGUGUGUGUGUGUAUAUGUGAGCGGGGGAGAAAUCAAUCUUUCUCUCUUUGUUUUUUCUGCAUUUUAUAUAUAUAUAUAUAUAUAUCUCGACGAUAUGGGAGUUACUUGUCUUGUGCGUUGGAAGAAUGCAACGGGUAUGCGUGAUUUCACCUUGAUUGCUGAACAUGUAACCAAGACGUUACAUGGAAAGAACACGGGACCAUGGUCACUUUCGUUCAAGGUCUUUCGCGACAACCAUCGUAAACAGACGGUUGCUUUAAAAGACAGCAAGUUAUUGUGUCAAGUGUCUUUGGCACAACAACCUGGUCAUGUCUAUUGUAUGGUCGAUGACAGUGUUGUAGUCGAAGCCGAGAAGGAAAUGGAACUCAUUCUUUCGCGAUUGAAGAAUUUGUGGCAAUUAAGACAGAGUGUGACCAUUGAAGGUACCAGUUAUGAAAUUGGUGAUUUCACCUUGCGCGUUGCCAAUAUCUUGAUUGGCUCGACCUACAAGGGCCUGUUAUUGGAGAUUGAUUAUCAUCCAUGUUCCACACCUAAUAAUGCAAAUGAAUUGUUCAAGGAAUUUGUGGAAUCUAUUGUACCUCCUACCGCACAAUUGUCAUGUGAAUACGAUUAUAACUAUGAAUCCGUGGGUCUCAGCAAUCGUGAGUUUACCACGGCUCACACGAGUUAUCAAUACAUGCAAUUAUUUAGAAAAGAUGGCCUCUUCUAAAGAAAUAAAAACAUUAUACCCUCCCCUUA